Racocetra persica is the source of this 339-nucleotide messenger RNA. The record is from the annotation of a GenBank genome assembly. Lineage: Eukaryota; Fungi; Glomeromycota; Glomeromycetes; Diversisporales; Gigasporaceae.
GUCGUAGAGCUGAUGAAUCGUUAUCGUACAUUUAAGAAUCCACAAAAAUUGUUAGAAAACGAAGAAAUGAUAGAUGAGAUCGUUAGACAAGUUGUUAAUAUAUUUCUGUUUAGACUAAAAGUACAAGAACCCAUCGCCCAUUGGAAAUUUUUUGAAAACAAGACAAGCAUCAAUACUAUUAUGAUGGAAGCAUCUUUAGAUAAUGCUGAGCUUGAAAAUGUAUUUGUUGAUGUUUGUUCAUUUCCGGUAAUUGGGUCUAAUCUUUGUGAAGCUGAUGAAGAAAAUAAAAAUUUGAAAGUAAUCUUUCAAGCUCAAAUUAUUCCCACUAAUUACGAAUAG